Perkinsus marinus ATCC 50983 is the source of this 717-nucleotide messenger RNA. RefSeq names its product ubiquinol-cytochrome C reductase complex 14kD subunit, putative. The record is from RefSeq and is a predicted model, not a curated record. The transcript has 9 exons. Gene Ontology annotation, biological process: mitochondrial electron transport, ubiquinol to cytochrome c. Lineage: Eukaryota; Perkinsozoa; Perkinsida; Perkinsidae. The coding region runs from base 1 to 717 and encodes 238 amino acids.
AUGUUCCCUGAUGUCGCUGAACUAAAUGGCUCGUCCAUCAUGAACAAGCAACGUAUAGCUGCUGAACGUGUGGACGACUCGGAUGAAGUGUCCUCCAUAAUCACCGAUAAGAUGUCGUCGCUGAGUUCAGAUCCCGGUGGAAGCUGUCCCGCAACUGGUGUAACACAAGGGGGUCCUGUCAACAUGUCUUUCCAUCGUGCCUUCGCCCGAGUCGUCUGCAACUACAACAAGAGUAUAGAAGGCUCCGUCCCCUGGUACCAAGUGAAGCGUGAGAAGUCGCCAUUCCAACAGGUGUGGGAUGAAGUCUUCACACCAAUUUGGUUCAAGCUUGUCAAGGGACCAUAUGAACGUUGGGAGUACAACGCACUGGUCGCCCGUUACAGAGGCAUGGGCAUCAUGGCUGAUGACGCGAUGAAUGACAAGGAUAUGAUCGUUGAACGAGCGCUUGAUAUCAUUCCUGAGGACAUCCGUAUACAGAGAUAUAGGCGUAUGAUGAGAGGCGCGGUCCUGGCCGGUCGUAAGCUCCAUCUCCCACUAGAACUCCAAAACUACGAUCCUAUGGUGCCCUACAUGGCCCCUUAUAUCGAGGAAGCUAAGUUCCAAAUGCAGGAGGAACAGGAGCUGCUGGCUUACCAUCCUUGGGAUCGGCGACUAUACACCGCAGGCGUCUCUGGUUUUGGCGAGACUUCGAUGCAUUCGACCUUCUUGACUAUGUAG